ACCCUGUGCUACCGUUAACUAGCGUGACUAGCGGGUCCGGCUAAGCUGUUAGCAUUUUAUAGAAGUUUCCGAGGAAAAGGUUGAAUUAACAGAACCGUGAAGGAUGUCUGGAAGCGCGGGAGAGUGGUGUCUGAUGGAGAGCGACCCCGGGGUGUUUACGGAGCUCAUUAAAGGCUUUGGUUGUAAAGGAGCUCAGGUGGAGGAGAUAUGGAGUAUGGAGCCGGAGAACUUUGAGAACUUGAAACCCGUCCACGGCCUGAUCUUCCUGUUCAAGUGGCAGCCGGGGGAAGAGCCGGCCGGCUCCAUCGUCCAGGACUCCAGACUCGACCACAUCUUCUUCGCCAAACAGGUGAUAAACAACGCGUGUGCUACUCAGGCGAUCGUCAGCGUGCUGCUGAACUGCACUCACUCCGACAUGCUGCUGGGAGACACGCUGACGGAGUUCAGGGAGUUCUCUCAGAGCUUUGAUGCAGCGAUGAAAGGUUUGGCUCUCAGCAACUCUGAAGUGAUCAGACAAGUUCACAACAGCUUUGCCAGACAGCAGAUGUUUGAGUUUGAUGCAAAGUCGUCAGCGAAGGACGAGGACGCGUUCCACUUUGUGAGUUACGUUCCAGUGAACGGGCGGCUGUACGAGCUGGACGGGCUGAGAGAGGGACCCAUCGACCUGGGCGUUUGCACCCAGGACGACUGGAUCAACGCAGUUCGCCCGGUCAUUGAGAAGAGAAUACAGAAGUACAGCGAAGGAGAGAUCAGGUUCAACCUGAUGGCCAUCGUUUCGGACAGAAAGAUGAUCUACGAGAGGAAAAUCACGGAGCUGCAGGCGCAGCUCACUGAGGACGAGCCGAUGGACACGGACCAGAACAGCACGUUUCUCAGCUCCAUCCAGUCAGAGAUCGCCAAGUUCCAGCUGCUCAUCGAGGAGGAAAAUCAGAAACUCAAACGAUAUAAGGUUGAAAAUAUCCGACGAAAGCACAAUUACCUUCCGUUCAUCAUGGAGUUACUGAAGACGCUGGCGGAAUACCAGCAGUUAAUACCUCUGGUGGAGAAGGCGAAGGAGAAACAAAGCUCCAAAAAGGCCCAGGAGGCGAAGUGAAGGAUCUGCUGCAGCAGCAGAGAAGACCCGGAGACGCAGAACCCCCGGCUGAGCAGCAGCACCGACCCGUUCACCACUUCACCUGAAUGUUCAUCACUUCACCUGCAGCCGCUCACCGGGGCUCCUGUCACCACCAUGAAGAAGAGACUGCAGACUCAGAGACUGAAUCAUUACGGCUCAUGCAUGAUGGAAGGAAAGACGCUCAAACUUGUUCUUGUCUUAUUUUCAUAAUAAAAUGUCUAGAUGCUUGUGAA
Cololabis saira (Pacific saury) is the source of this 1347-nucleotide messenger RNA. RefSeq names its product ubiquitin carboxyl-terminal hydrolase L5 (gene uchl5). Gene Ontology annotation, biological process: ubiquitin-dependent protein catabolic process; protein deubiquitination. The record is from RefSeq and is a predicted model, not a curated record. Gene Ontology annotation, molecular function: cysteine-type deubiquitinase activity; proteasome binding. Bases 104 to 1093 code for a protein of 329 amino acids. NCBI's taxonomy places the organism in Eukaryota, Metazoa, Chordata, Actinopteri, Beloniformes, Belonidae. Gene Ontology annotation, cellular component: cytoplasm; Ino80 complex. The transcript is spliced from 11 exons.